AUGGAUCCCUACGAGCUGGAUCCAGACUGGGAUGACGUCGUACCGAUACCUCAGAUCGAGCCCGAGGGAGCGCUUGCCGCUAUUGCGUAUCCGGAUGAAUAUUCUGAGGCUAUGUCCUACCUCCGUGCCGUUAUGGCAGCGAAAGAGUAUUCACCCCGAUGCCUCAGACUAACCGAGCGCAUCAUAUCCUUAAACCCGGCACACUAUACCGUCUGGCUGUACCGGUUCUCUAUUGUACAGGCUCUAAACAUAUCGAUCCUAGACGAAAUCGACUGGCUCAACGAAGUCUCUCUCGCACACAUCAAGAACUACCAGAUUUGGAACCACCGGCAACAGCUGAUGGAACACUACUACCCGACGAUCGUGACGGUGCCCUCAGAGGUAGCCGACCUAGCUAACAGCGAGCGGAAGUUCCUAGAGAAGAUGCUCCGGCUAGAUACGAAGAAUUACCACGUAUGGAGCUACCGGCAGUAUAUAGUGCGCAAGCUGGGGAUAUGGGGCGACGCCGAGCGGCAGAGCAUAGAGACCCUGAUCCACGAGGACGUACGGAACAACUCAGCCUGGUCGCACCGCUUCUUCGUCGUAUUCUCAGACCCGGCGUACGCGACACCCAACUCGCACGCCACGGAGCACGACCCGAAGAUACCGGAUGAUGUCGUCGACCGCGAAAUCAAGUACGCCCAGCAGAAGAUCGAGCUCGCGCCGCAGAAUCAAAGCCCCUGGAAUUACCUCCGCGGGGUGCUAGUCAAGGGAGGCCGGAAGUUGGUGACCGUAGGGGAUUUUACAGAGCAGUUUGUUACGAAGCUAAGCGAUGCGGAAGCAGAGGAGGUUCGGAGUUCGCAUGCCUUAGACUUGCUAGCAGAUAUAUACAAAGAGACAGGGGAGCUGGAAAAAGCGGACUUGGUACUUAGACGGCUAGGCGAUAAGUGGGAUCGCAUUCGGCGCGGGUACUGGGAGUACAGGCGGAAGCUACUAAAGGAGGACCAGCGUUAG
Messenger RNA from Daldinia childiae, 993 nucleotides. Its product is annotated as Protein farnesyltransferase/geranylgeranyltransferase type-1 subunit alpha. The record is from RefSeq and is a predicted model, not a curated record. Gene Ontology annotation, molecular function: protein farnesyltransferase activity; CAAX-protein geranylgeranyltransferase activity. Gene Ontology annotation, cellular component: cytoplasm; CAAX-protein geranylgeranyltransferase complex; protein farnesyltransferase complex. The transcript has 2 exons. Lineage: Eukaryota; Fungi; Ascomycota; Sordariomycetes; Xylariales; Hypoxylaceae. The coding region runs from base 1 to 993 and encodes 330 amino acids. Gene Ontology annotation, biological process: protein geranylgeranylation; protein farnesylation.